Messenger RNA from Marasmius oreades (fairy-ring Marasmius), 1244 nucleotides. RefSeq lists its product as uncharacterized. The record is from RefSeq and is a predicted model, not a curated record. Gene Ontology annotation, molecular function: protein binding. NCBI's taxonomy places the organism in Eukaryota, Fungi, Basidiomycota, Agaricomycetes, Agaricales, Marasmiaceae. The coding region runs from base 50 to 1075 and encodes 341 amino acids. The transcript has 4 exons.
AACCGAGACGCGUCUACACAAGUUCCCACGUCUGACUGAUCCUGUUCCUAUGCCUUCUCUCGCUGAGCUUCCAACUACUUUCAAGCAGCCUUCUACCCGCCAUUCUCUUUCAUUUAAAGAUGGAAACAUAGCUUUACUAGCCAAAGGCCAAUAUUUCCUCGUGCACCAAGGCAUUCUGUCUCGCCAUUCUGCCAUUCUCAAAUCUUCAAUAAGUGAUAUAAUCUCGAGUCCUCAAACCACUACUUCAGAAGGGAUUCCAGUUUUGGACGUUCAAGAUUCUCCCGAUGAUUUGUACCACUUUUUAGCGGCCUUGUACGAUGGACUCUCUGAAUUGAAGUACGAUAAAGAUUCGUUUCAGGUUAUAGCUUCUGUGCUACGACUUUCGACUCGAUAUGAGGUCCUCCACCUUCGGAACCAGCUUUUGCGUGGUUUAACUGAGAUGUGGCCGGAUAACCUGACCGAAUGGGACCUUCGUGAAUCCAAUGCGACGACUGAAUCCGGUGUUUAUGAACCACGCGCAGUAAUACCACAUCCUAUACCGGUCAUUAAUCUCGCUCGAGAUGUCAACGCACCACAACUCUUACCCUCCGCCUUCUAUGAUCUCUCUCGUUAUUCUCCUGCCCGCGUUGCUCAAGGACAUGUAUGUGCCAAAACUCAAGAACUUCACCGCUUGUCAGAGAGAGAUCUUCUUGCCUUACUGAAAGGAAGGGAGCAUGCCUCAAGAUUCCUUUCGACCUUUCUUGUCAACUACGUCGAGGGUCGGAAUCCCUCUCCUUUAUGCAUCUUUCGAAGACAGCAAUUUGACAUCUCUCGUCGACGCGCUUGUCAAGCUGCCUUUGAAGGGAUCACCUUUGAAAUUCUGCGUGAUACAAAUGACGUACUCUCUCAGCGGAGCUCUGACCCUCUGUUUGCUCUGAUGGAUGCCGUGUUGAUGCUGGUGAGGGUCGAAGACGGGCGCUGGCUUCGUCCGUGUGAAUUCUGUCGGGCUGAUUUUGAGACGGUUGUCGACAACGCAAGAGAUGAAUUCUGGGCGUUGUUGCCGCAGUGGUUUGCAGUUGACCCGGGUUGGACCUGAAUAGGGCUUAGAUGAGUUGCUGGGUGAGGAAUUGGUUUUGAACGAACUGCAGGUGUCUUUUUUCCACGAGCUCAAUACCCUCGAGUAUAAGGCUACCCUAUUCCGUGUACUUCUUUAAACAAUCGAUCUUUGUAACUAUGCGUUUCCCCGUAUUCACGUGCGUCGAUCU